This is a messenger RNA of Phyllopteryx taeniolatus (common seadragon), 2689 nucleotides long. RefSeq names its product neuroglobin (gene ngb). The transcript has 5 exons. Gene Ontology annotation, molecular function: heme binding; oxygen binding. Bases 365 to 844 code for a protein of 159 amino acids. The record is from RefSeq and is a predicted model, not a curated record. NCBI's taxonomy places the organism in Eukaryota, Metazoa, Chordata, Actinopteri, Syngnathiformes, Syngnathidae.
GAGAGAGCGAAAGAGAGGCGAGCGGGGAAGAGGGGGAGAGAGCUGCAGAUAGCAGUCACAGUGACAGAUGAGAGCGUGGCACAACUUGUCUUUCUUGACUGCACCGUGGGUUGAGGGGAAACCAGAGAGCAAGUGCAUCAGAGUUUGGGGCAAAGCACACAAACACACUCGCACACUCUCACACAGGCAGACCCCUCAGCCCGGCUGACAACAAGUUCAGAGCUAAGACUUACCUUUUGGGGAGGUGCAGAAGUUUUGUCUUGAGGAGCACCUCCAUUGUUAUGGCUCUGCAAGAAACGAGCCGUCUUGUCCUGUAGAGGAGCUGUGUGUUUCCACUGCAGAAGAACUUGAAGCCCCGCGGAGGAUGGAGAAGCUGUCAGGAAAGGACAAGGAGCUGAUACGGAGCAGCUGGGAGAGCCUGGGCAAGAACAAAGUUCCUCAUGGCGUCAUCAUGUUUUCCAGGCUUUUUGAGCUGGACCCAGCUCUUCUCACUCUUUUCCACUACAACACAAACUGUGGCAACACACAAGACUGCCUCUCAAGCCCAGAGUUUCUGGAACACGUCACCAAGGUGAUGCUUGUGAUCGAUGCCGCCGUCAGCCACCUGGACGAUCUUCACUCCUUGGAGGACUUUCUUCUCAACCUGGGGAGAAAGCAUCAGGCCGUGGGGGUCAACCCACAGUCAUUUGCUGUGGUGGGAGAGUCGCUCCUCUACAUGCUCCAGUGCAAUUUGGGCCAGGCCUACACGGCGCCCAUGCGUCAAGCCUGGCUCAACAUGUACGGCGUCGUGGUGGCGGCCAUGAGCCGAGGAUGGGCUGAGAACGGCGAGGACAAGGCUGACUGAGGCGGCGCCGCCGCGUUACUGUUGCUGUUCUCUCACUCAUUGUGGUUGCCAUGGAAGAAGGUUGUGUAACUUGCAGCAUUGUGGCUUUUUUUGGGUUUUUUUUUUUGCGGCUGUACAUUUGCUGUACGUUAGUGCGGAGUGCAACGCAAAGGCGAAUGUUUGGUGUGGCCACACUUCACCGAUCGCAGAGUUUAUUUUCUUUGCAGUGGUGUUUAGCAAGCGGGGUCAAAAUAAGGACCUGAGCAUAGCAUGAAGGUUGACUUGUAUAUAUUGCCUUUUAUUAUAUCUUCAGACCAUUGUGAAAUAUGUGAUGUAACAGCGAUGAAUAUCCUAUUUUUGCCGCACGCUACUCAACGGGAUACGGGUUAGUGUGGCCCCACACGUGGAGCUCUGGGUCAAACUGUGACCAAAACAAAAUGUAAUCACUUUGCUCAUAAAAGUGUUUUUGUUUUGUGUACGUUAUCGAACUUGUAAUGUUAUUUAUGAAAGGCUAAGAUGACAUUUUCCAAUAGACACCCUAUCAGCAGCUACUGACAAGAACUGUUAUACACUGAUGGCUUUCUACUGUAAUCUCUGACUGUUACGGCGUGCCUGCUGUGCACCUUACUUUACACGGCGUGCGACACCGCCCUCAGUGGAGGCCGUGAGUAUGUAUCCUAAUCGUCUUCAUCUGACUGUUGACAAAUAAGACUGUUAUGUGCAGGUCAAGGGCAUGUAGGAGGACUUCAUUUCCAGUACUUUUACACUCAUCUCUGGUGUCACUUAUCUCAGCAUUGCUUAUUUACUGUGUUUUUGUGGCACCAAAUCCAGGGAUGGGGAUGUGCACAUGACCACUAAACAACUGGAGGUGAAGAUUUCUUUUCAAUUUGAAAAACAAUGAGCUAAUUUAUUGCUAAGGGAUCAUGCGUGCUAUGUGUGUAUCAUUACAAGCAUCAUUCCGUUCAAUGCCAAGUAUUUGAUAACACCAUACAACUGUAAAUCCAAGUUGCUGAUAUGUGGUUAUUGAUGCUUUAUCCUGAGUUUACAUUUGAAAAGUUUAUUUUUAUAUUCUGAAAUAUGGGUAUAAAUUAACCCCAACCAUUGUUUUACAGUGCAUCCACCUGUUACAGUACCUCGUGUGGAUAUACAGGAAUUCCAAACUGAAAGACUACAAAAUAAGAGUUUUCUAGGAGUAGACUCACUCCGGUCACUUAAUUAGGUACACAUCAGGAAUACAGGAUGAUUAAACAGUGUCAAGAGAGUUAUUCGUUGAAACGUAUGUUUGUUAUGAGGGUUGACCUUUUCAGGUGUAGACCUGGGCAGUGUUCCUAAUAUUUUGCCACUCACAUGUAGCUUAAUAAGGCAACCAAAAUAUUAGAAACAGCUCCCAGCAUGAUGCAGUGCAGUUCAAACUACAAUUCUGUCGAGGCAGCAAUCCGGAGAGUGUAUUGAAUCCCUGCAUCGUCUGUGUUUUUCCAGGUGUACCUUUUGUUUCGACUGGCAGUGUAGGUGGUGUAUUUAUAGUGAUUCUUUUCCUAGCAUUGGUACGUCGCCCUGUGCAGGUUGUCUCUUAUUUUCAAUCAUCUUUUUACACGUGAUGUAUUAUCCGGGUAAGAUCCAGUUGUGUACAUAUUGGACGUUUCACCGUCUACCUCAUCAUUAUUAAUCAGCUGCUACUGACCAGUGAUGACUACACCUAGUUUAGUUAUCCUUCGACCAAAACAAACAAACAAACCGCACAUGAUUAGAGGUAAUAAUGCAAGCAAGUAAGCACUCUUUGUAAACUGGAUUCCAUGCUACAGUUUAAUAACUUGUGUGUGUGUGUGCAUACUUAAGAUUAAUAAAGUGAUUUCCUUUUACACCGAA